Messenger RNA from Eupeodes corollae, 956 nucleotides. RefSeq names its product homeobox protein rough-like. Bases 26 to 622 code for a protein of 198 amino acids. The record is from RefSeq and is a predicted model, not a curated record. Gene Ontology annotation, biological process: regulation of DNA-templated transcription. Gene Ontology annotation, molecular function: DNA-binding transcription factor activity, RNA polymerase II-specific; DNA binding. Lineage: Eukaryota; Metazoa; Arthropoda; Insecta; Diptera; Syrphidae. The transcript has 3 exons.
UUCAACCCACAUACCUACGGCACAAAUGCCCUACUUAUCGGAAAGACUACACGGAAAAUCAGCUUUUGGAUUUCCUUCAGAUUCACAUUUUCCAGUUGGACUGACGGCUUUUCUUGCCAGACGUCGUCGAAAAGAAGGUCGGCCCCGACGACAGCGAACAACUUUUAGCACCGAACAGACUCUUCGAUUGGAAGUGGAAUUCCAUCGCAACGAAUAUAUUUCCAGGAGUAGAAGAUUUGAAUUAGCAGAGAACUUACGACUGACAGAGACACAAAUUAAGAUUUGGUUUCAAAAUCGACGUGCCAAGGAUAAACGCAUCGAAAAAGCCCACAUCGAUCAGCAAUACAGGAAUUUCGUUGUAGCGAACGGUUUUAUGACCUCGAUCAUGGGACAAAAUGUUUAUCCUCCAAUCAUAUCGAAUCUUCAUCAGCACUUCCAUGCCCAGAAUGGUCUUCCAUCACGAAUGGUUCCUGCAGUACCUCUGUCCUCCUCAACAGCAUCGGCGGUGGUGGUGGCGGCGAAUCACCAUCAAUCACCCCCCUCAUCCGCCCCUAAUCGAAACGAUCUUAAUUACAGUGAAAUAAGUGGCUUCUAUAAACAUAACGCAGUUAACUCAUGUUAGCAAUAAUAUUUUAUUGUUUAAUGUUUACUUUUUAUUAUACCUUAAUACGUAAGAAUAAUUAUUAUUAUAUUUUAUCUAAUUUUAUUUAUCGGAAUCUUUUCUUUUUUUCAAAAUAUAAUAAAAUGCGUGUAUUCAGGCGCAUUAUUAAAAACAAAGUAAAAGUUGGAAGAGAGAGGGUACACCUCUAGCUAGAUUAGAUACUGAGUAUUGAUCCAAUACUCUUUCAAUUUUUGUAUUUUUUUGAAUGAAGUAUUUCUUUUGUACCACAUUAUUAUAAAGAUGUAAAUAAUUUUGAAACUUUUUUUAUAUGAUAAGAAUGAUUGUAUCUAUGCCU